UUCUCUCUCUUCGCGCCUUUACCAAAAUUAAAAUUUCAACGUAGACCCUACAAUUAUCACAAAUCUCAUUAGAUGACCCCACCAUUACCAACACAGGAGGUAAAGUGACUAGUAGUGACCAGUUCCUAGUAGUUUCUGCAAGAAACCCUAGCCACGGAGAGAACCCAUCUGGAUCAAGAAAGCAAAAAUGGGUGUGUUGGUUUGGGUAUUCUCAGCAAUUUUGGCAUCAACCCUUUUCAGCUCUCUCUCUCUUGCUCUCACUCAAGAUGGUAUUACAUUGCUGGAACUCAAAACAACUUUGAAUGAUACCAAGAACUUUCUGAGCAACUGGGAUGAUUCUGAUAACACUCCUUGCAACUGGACUGGUAUCACUUGCAAUCCAGCUGACAGUACAGUUUUCUCUAUAAAUCUACCUUAUAUGCAACUUUCUGGGAUAAUUUCUCCAAGCGUUGGAAAACUCAGUAGUUUACAGAGACUGGCACUUCACCAGAACAGCUUACAUGGCGUUAUUCCUAGUGAAAUUGGAAAUUGUUCUGACCUCAGAGCCCUGUACUUGAGGGCUAAUUAUCUCCAAGGAGGCAUACCAUCAGAUAUUGGGAAUCUUUCUUCACUCACAAUAAUGGAUUUGUCAAGCAACUUACUUAAGGGUGCCAUCCCUUCAUCUCUUGGCCGUCUAACACGCCUCCGGUCUCUAAAUAUAUCUACCAAUUUUUUAUCAGGUGAAAUCCCAGAUGUUGGAGUACUAAGCACUUUUGGAAACGAUUCGUUUAUUGGCAAUUUAGACCUCUGUGGCCGACAAGUGAACAAACCAUGUAGAACAUCACUAGGAUUCCCAGCGGUGCUACCACAUGCUGAAAGUGAUGAAGCUACAGUACCUACAAAGCGAUCGUCUCACUACAUCAAAGGGAUCGUGAUUGGCGCGAUGUCCAUCUUGGGUCUUGUGCUUGUCGUGCUACUUAGCUUCCUAUGGAUAUGGUUUCUAUCGAAGAAGGAAAGGGCUGCUAAGAAAUAUACGGAAGUCAAAAAACAAGUUCAUCACGAUACCGGCACCAAACUUAUCACUUUCCAUGGUGACCUUCCCUAUCCGUCAUGUGAGAUCAUAGAAAAGCUAGAAUCCCUUGACGUAGAGGAUGUUGUGGGAUCCGGUGGAUUUGGUACUGUCUAUCGGAUGGUCAUGAAUGAUUGUGGUACAUUUGCGGUUAAAAGGAUUGAUCGGAGCCGUGAAGGAUCUGAUCAGGUUUUUGAGAGGGAGCUGGAGAUAUUAGGCAGUGUCAAGCACAUAAAUCUUGUCAAUUUGAGAGGGUACUGCAGGCUCCCUUCGCAAAAGCUCCUUAUCUAUGACUAUUUGGCCAUGGGAAGCUUGGAUGAUUUCUUGCAUGAACAUGGAGAAGGAAAACGAUCCUUGAACUGGAAUGCUCGUCUAAGAAUAGCAUUUGGCUCUGCACGGGGUUUGGCAUACUUGCAUCACGACUGCUGUCCAAGGAUAGUUCAUCGGGAUAUAAAGUCCAGCAAUAUACUCCUUGACGAAAACCUAGAACCUCGUGUCUCAGAUUUUGGCCUUGCCAAGCUUUUGGUAGAUGAGGAUGCCCAUGUGACAACGGUGGUUGCUGGAACUUUUGGUUAUUUGGCACCAGAAUAUCUGCAGAGUGGAAGAGCCACUGAGAAGUCAGAUGUGUAUAGCUUUGGAGUCCUCCUGUUAGAGCUUGUAACCGGAAAGAGACCCACAGAUCCUUCUUUCGUUAAACAAGGCCUAAACGUUGUUGGUUGGAUGAACACUCUGCUAAGAGAGAACAGAUUGGAAGACGUAGUGGAUAGAAGAUGCACCGACACGGAUGCUGAAACCGUAGAAGCAAUCAUAGAGAUAGCAGCGAAAUGCACCGCUGCAAAUCCAGAUGACAGGCCAGCGAUGCAGCAAGUGCUGCAGUUUUUAGAGGAAGAGGUUAUGUCGCCUUACCCUAGCGAUUUCUACGACUCUCAUUCCGAUUAUGCUUGAUCUCCUUUUCACCUUUCCAUGGGGUGUGUAUAUUAGAGUCUUGUAAGUGCAUUCUUCUUGCACUUUUUUUUUUGUUGUUGAUGCGGAUGAUUCUCUUGAUAUUGUGAAAGCUUUAUGAAUAUGAUCUGGUCCAAAUUUUGCGC
Rhododendron vialii is the source of this 2136-nucleotide messenger RNA. Its product is annotated as LRR receptor-like serine/threonine-protein kinase FEI 2. The transcript has 13 exons. The record is from RefSeq and is a predicted model, not a curated record. Gene Ontology annotation, biological process: protein phosphorylation. Lineage: Eukaryota; Viridiplantae; Streptophyta; Magnoliopsida; Ericales; Ericaceae. Gene Ontology annotation, molecular function: protein kinase activity; ATP binding; receptor serine/threonine kinase binding. The coding region runs from base 188 to 1993 and encodes 601 amino acids.